Rana temporaria (common frog) is the source of this 3865-nucleotide messenger RNA. RefSeq names its product leucyl-tRNA synthetase 2, mitochondrial (gene LARS2). Gene Ontology annotation, biological process: mitochondrial translation; leucyl-tRNA aminoacylation. The record is from RefSeq and is a predicted model, not a curated record. Gene Ontology annotation, molecular function: aminoacyl-tRNA deacylase activity; leucine-tRNA ligase activity; ATP binding. NCBI's taxonomy places the organism in Eukaryota, Metazoa, Chordata, Amphibia, Anura, Ranidae. The coding region runs from base 113 to 2827 and encodes 904 amino acids. Gene Ontology annotation, cellular component: mitochondrion. The transcript has 21 exons.
UCUCCCUCCCUCAGUCACAUGGCGCAGGAGCGUCACCCCAGUGCCGGAUCACAUGACCGUGAUGUCAUCAAGCGUGUCUCCUAGAGGAGAGAGUGGCUUCACAUUGUAGAUCAUGGGUCCAGCGAUAAUGGGCCUUGGAUUUUGCAGCUCCUGCCUUCGGGGGAGACUAAAUGGACUGGCGAAGCCCAGAAACUGGCAGAGAGUUAUGUGCCAUGGAAUAACUCGGAGCAUUUGUUCUGAGACAGGAGAAUGGGAAAAAGUUUUAGGAGUGGAAACUCGAAAAAGGAUAGAAAGAUUUUGGCAUCACAGGAUAAAGGACCAGUUUACUCAAAUCAGUGAAGUAGAUAAGACGAAACCAAAGUUUUAUGUAUUGUCAAUGUUUCCAUAUCCCUCUGGAAAAUUGCACAUGGGGCAUGUACGUGUUUACACACUAAGCGACACCAUAGCGCGGUUCCAGAAGAUGAGAGGCAUGCAGGUCAUUAACCCAAUGGGCUGGGAUGCCUUUGGACUGCCUGCAGAAAAUGCAGCCAUUGAACGUGGUUUAAGUCCGGACACUUGGACACAAAGUAAUAUUGAACACAUGAGGCAACAGCUUGAAAAAAUAGGCCUGUCGUUUAGCUGGGAUAGGGAAGUUACCACAUGUUCAGCAGAUUAUUACAAAUGGACUCAGUAUCUGUUUGCCAAAAUGUAUGAAUCUGGACUUGUAUACCAGAAAGAGGCCUUGGUGAACUGGGAUCCCGUAGAUAAGACCGUGCUUGCCAAUGAGCAGGUGGAUGAACAUGGUUGUUCUUGGCGAUCUGGCGCAAAGGUGGAGCAAAAGUAUUUAAAGCAGUGGUUCCUUAAAACAACAGUUUUUGCAAAGGCAAUGCAGGAUGCCCUGGUUGAUCUACCUGAAUGGUACGGGGUGAAAGGCAUGCAGGCUAACUGGAUUGGUGACUGUACUGGCUGUUUCUUUGACCUCAUGUUAAAGGUGGACAAUGUGGAAACUGGAGAAGUUAUUUCAGCUUAUGCUUUCAACCCAGAAGCUAUUUAUGGGGCAUCACACAUUGCAAUAUUACCAAGUCACAGAUUGCUGCACGGGGGUAGCAGUGUGAGAGGAGUCCUGCAGGAGGCUUUCACAGCAGGCAAAGAUUGCCUCACUCGCGUAUCUGCAAUAAAUUUAUUUACUAAGCAAGAGCUACCAAUCAUCAUCUCUGGAAAACAUGAAUUUGAGGGUUAUUUAGACAGUAAAAUUGGUAUUCCAAGCACAAACUUGGAAGAUGGCAUCUUGGCAGACAAGUUGGGUUUGACUUAUACAACGGUUACCGAAAAUCUUAGUGAUGGCACUGAGAGAAUAAUAAACUCAGCAAGGUUUACAGGAAUGCGCAGAGAUGAAGCAUUUUGUGCUAUAACCCAACAAGCCCAGGACGAGGGGGUUGGUGGACAUCUAACCAGCGACAAGCUAAGGGACUGGCUCAUAUCAAGACAACGUUACUGGGGAACACCUAUCCCCGUCAUCCACUGCAAAUCCUGUGGCACUGUCCCUGUGCCAUACAAAGACUUACCUGUGCUCCUUCCCAAAGUGACUUCCUUCACAGGGAAGGGCUCAUCUCCUUUAUCAGCUGUAACAGACUGGAUAAACUGCAAGUGUCCAAGGUGUGCUGGGAAUGCAGUGAGAGAGACGGACACAAUGGACACAUUUGUGGAUUCAGCUUGGUACUAUUUCAGAUAUACAGAUCCCCAUAACUCAGACAGGCCAUUUGACAAGUCCUUAGCUGACUUCUGGAUGCCCGUUGAUUUGUACAUUGGAGGGAAAGAGCAUGCCGUAAUGCACUUAUACUAUGCACGUUUCUUCAGCCACUUCUGCCAGUCCCAGGGCAUGGUGAAGCACAGGGAACCCUUCAAGAAACUCUUGGUACAAGGCCUCAUCAAAGGACAAACAUUUACAGUCGCAUCCUCAGGAAGAUAUUUGAAGAGAAAUGAAGUUGAUCUCAGUGGAGCUGAACCGGUUCAUGCUGACACUGGAGAGAAGUUGCAAGUAACAUGGGAGAAGAUGAGCAAAUCCAAGCACAAUGGAGUGGAUCCUGAGGAAAUGGUGGAGAAGCAUGGCAUUGACACCACUCGCCUAUAUCUCUUAUUUGCUGGCCCUCCAGAGCAAGAUAUAUUAUGGGAUGCUAAGACUGAUGCUUUACCUGGGGUACAGAGAUGGCAGGCUCGAGUGUGGGCUGUAGCCAGCAAGUUUAUUGAAGCCCGAAAGCUUUCAGUUGUUUCUGAUCCCAAGCUUCUUAAUAGGAAUGAUAUUGCAGAGGCCCAGAAAAUUUGGCAAAACAAGAACUGUAUAGUUUCUGAGGUAACCAGCUACUUCACUGAGGACUUCAUUUUCAAUGCAGCUAUUUCCCAGCUAAUGAGUUUAAGCAACAUACUCUUGCAUUCAACUCAGCGAGUUGUUCAACACAGCAGAGAGUAUGAAGAUGCCUUAGCAAGUCUCAUCAUCAUGAUGUCACCCAUGGUACCACAUUUGGCAUCAGAGUUGUGGAGAGGUGUGGGACAAGUGGAGCAUAAGCUGUGCACACAGUAUAACUGGAAUAAGGAUGUCCUUCAUCAGGCCUGGCCAAUCGUAGACCCAGAAUAUUUACGUCAGCCUGACACUGUGGAAGUGUCUGUAUUGAUUAAUAACAAAGUAUGUGGCUCAGUCAAUGUACCCUUUGAUGUUUCCCGGGACUGUGAGAAGAUCCAAGACCUAGUGAUGCAGAGUCAUCUAGGCGCGACACAUCUACAGGGACGCACAAUAAAGAGGACCAUCCUAUCCCCAAGGACAGCUCUUAUUAACUUCCUUGUGCAAGAGUAAAUUUCAUAACAAAAAUAAAUAAAUCACUAUAAUAAUGGACAUGCAUCCAUCUCAGCUGUAUAUUCAGUGAGGAGGUAAAAGUCAAUGCCACAGCCACAAGUAAUAUUCCUAUAAUACAGCCAGGACAAAUGAGUACUUCAUGUACCAGAUAGAUUGAAACAAGCAAUACAACUGCAUGCAAAUGCCUAGCCGUGACCUGUUUUAGCAGCUGAAACAUGGCAGACCUCUUCUCUAUGACUCCAAUGGAAGACAAAAGGCAUCCAAGAGGCGCUGAUAUAAGUUUUUAUAAAGUAGUGAGAGGGCAAACAGAUUUGAAGAGCCCACUGACUCAGGUUAGGCUGCUCAUGACAGACAAGUCUACCCUCCAGUGGGUAACCCAGCAAGUUGCCAGAAAAAACAAAAGGUGCAUAUAUGGAAAGAGCGCCAGACCAAAAGAUAAUAGUUUUUUUCCAUUUAUUGUUAUUGUGCUGAAAGACAGCUAACACGUUUCAGUCAGAGGAUCUCCCACUUCAUCAGGGGAAGGUCCUUUGACCCCCAAAAUGCGUUAGCUGUCUUUUCACACAAUACCAAUAAAUGAAAUUGGACUCUUAUCUUUUGGUCUGGCGCUAUUUCCAUGUAUGCACAUUUUUUUCUGAUCUCUAUGGCUGUCCUAGAAUCUCUGAAUGUACUAUUUGUAACUCAGGCCUACUUUAUUAACAGAAUUGUCUGACAAAUGGCAGGAGACAGUAUGAGUGUACGAAUUUACAGUCUAGAAAAUACUUUUAUAUGUGGAAUGAUGCACAUGAUGUGUUCAUGACGGCAGUCUUGGUUGUCACACUCCAACUGAAUAAUAAAGUUGCCCCCUUUGGUUUCUGUAUCUGUUUGUGGAGAAGGUUGUUUUCUGAUGGAUUACACAUUACGUAUGAUAUUGUGAGUACAAGCUGCUAAAUUGUUACAUUGGUUAUGUAUAGUAAAAUGAAACCACUGUACUUUUUGUACAUAUUUUACUACCGCUUGAAGCCAAAAAUCAAUCAAGUGAAAUAAAUGCUUCUUUAUACA